AUGUCUCCUGACCACGUUUACGAUAUUCAGGAGCUCGCCCCUGAUGAACGCACUGUGGCUGGCAAGCGCUAUCGCAAUUAUCUCAGGUUCGCAUCGCAAACAGCAUUAUGGGCGGCGUACGUCUACUUCGCGGCUCGAUUGUUCUUCAUCCUAACGACUCCGGAGCGAACAUGGAAAAUGUGGGCCAUGUUUACCGUGGAGGGUUUCUUUGCCUAUAUGUCGCACAAUCAUCAUCAAUUGUCUGCUGCAGCAACAAAGCCAUCAGAGCAAAAGUCUCGAGGAAGAUUGAGAUUGCGCAGUAGCGACUGCCUACCCCGGGUCGAUGUCUUGAUCACUUGCUGUGGAGAACCAUCCGAUGUCAUCCUCGACACAGUGCGAGCAGCCUGUGUCCUGGACUAUCCGUCGUCUCUUCUCCGAGUCAGGGUUCUAGACGACGGAGCAUCAACCGAGCUGCAGGAAGCAGUCACCAAGCUCUCCCUAAAAUGGAACCACCUCCACUACCACACGCGUGGCAAGCAAUCCGGUAAAUCCUUCGCAAAAGCGGGAAACCUCAACUACGCCCUAUUCUCUCUGCAAACCGAGGAUCCACCUGAAUUCUGCACAGUCGUGGACGCAGACUCAAUCCUCAUGCCAGAGUUCCUGCGCGCAACUCUGCCACAUCUACUCCUAGACCCAGAGGCAGCCUUACUGACCACGCGCCAAUAUUUCUACAAUCUGCCAAAUGGCGAUCCACUUUCGCAGUCACGGGCAUACUUCUACACAUGCGAGAAUACAGAACUCGAUCUUCUUAAUCAUGCCUUGGAUGCCGGGUCCGGUGCGGUCUUCCGUCGCGACGCUAUUCUUAAUGCUGGCGGCUAUCCGACGUACUCUUUCUCGGAGGACUGGCAACUUUCCCUGAUCCUACGGGGACUGGGGAAGCGCACGAUGCAAGUACAGGAAGUGCUGCAAUUUGGACUUGUUCCUACUUCUCUCGCUGGACAUGUCAAGCAGCGCAACCGAUGGCAUAUUGGCCAUUCUCAGCAGAUCUCUGUGAUGUUUCCCUCGGCAAACAAGGGAAUCCCCGAGAAGCUGCGUUGGGAUAUUGCUAUUGGUGGAUUGACCAUCAUUGCAGGAUUGCUUUGCUACGUGAUGGGAUAUGUCGCUCUGCCUUUCCUUUUGGUCUUUGGGGACUCUUUGAUCCCUGCUGAAUCAGCAGUACAGGUCAAGGCUCAGGUUAUUCUUGCCACCAUUUAUGUUGCGUCUACUUGGGCUUAUGACUGGUUCCGGAGUGCGCAUGCUGGUGUUCCAUUUGCGCCUUUUGCACAUGCUGAGAAUAGCUGGCUGGCUGGUGCGCAUCUAUAUGCCGUCAUCAGGUUUCAGCUGUUCGGAAGCAAACCCAAAGGCUCCUUCGUCACUGGUAGCACAGCUAAUUCCAGUGAAAACGCUACAUCCAUUUCGGCCUUGAAGAAGGCAUACAGAGAUAUCCUCCAAAGUAGCAGCGGCAUUCUGUUUAAUGUGGGCUUGUUCUUUGCGAGUGUGGGUGCCUUCGUUAUUGCGAUCCAGAUGGCCAUCUACCGUCAUGGAGAUCUUGUUACAAGAGCUCUUACCACUGUUGCCUGGCCACCCUUGCUCCAUUUGAGCUUUUUGGUAAUAUUCAAUAACUGGGUGCCUGUUAUGCAUUUGUUCAAUCAUCCGGAAUACUACUCCAGAGAGGACAGGCUGGUUGCUUCGGAGAAGAAUAUUUCGUAUCCGAAAACUGGGGUUGAAAAGGAUGCUGCGUCUGAGCGGUCAUUUGCUGCUAUUUGUUGUUCUGUCUUGGUUCCAGUGACUCUUGUGGGUCUGAUGAUGGGUGUUCUGAGCUUAUAG
Messenger RNA from Penicillium antarcticum, 1845 nucleotides. Its product is annotated as glycosyltransferase family 2 protein. Bases 1 to 1845 code for a protein of 614 amino acids. The transcript has 3 exons. The record is from RefSeq and is a predicted model, not a curated record. NCBI's taxonomy places the organism in Eukaryota, Fungi, Ascomycota, Eurotiomycetes, Eurotiales, Aspergillaceae.